Molecule: messenger RNA, 1086 nt
Organism: Merops nubicus (carmine bee-eater)
Lineage: Eukaryota; Metazoa; Chordata; Aves; Coraciiformes; Meropidae
Gene: PIP4K2B
Product: phosphatidylinositol-5-phosphate 4-kinase, type II, beta
Exons: 9
Coding region: 28-1086 (352 amino acids)
Biological process (GO): phosphatidylinositol metabolic process
Molecular function (GO): phosphatidylinositol kinase activity
Source: RefSeq, a predicted model, not a curated record
GAGCUCAGCAAUGUUCCUGUCCCUGUCAUGUUAAUGCCUGAUGACUUCAAAGCCUACAGUAAGAUUAAGGUGGACAAUCAUCUAUUCAACAAGGAGAACUUGCCCAGUCGUUUUAAAUUCAAGGAGUAUUGUCCACUGGUGUUCCGAAACCUGCGGGAGAGGUUUGGGAUCGAUGAUCAGGACUACCAGAACUCGGUGACACGAAGUGCCCCAGUGAACAGCGACAGCCAGGGCCGGUGCGGGGCCCGCUUCCUCACCACCUACGACAGGAGGUUUGUCAUUAAAGCAGUGUCCAGUGAGGAUGUAGCAGAGAUGCACAACAUCUUAAAGAAGUACCAUCAGUUCAUCGUGGAGUGCCACGGGAACACCCUGCUGCCCCAGUUCCUGGGCAUGUACAGACUCACUGUGGAUGGUGUGGAGACCUACAUGGUGGUCACCAGGAACGUCUUCAGUCACAGGCUGACCGUCCACCGCAAGUACGACCUGAAGGGCUCAACAGUAUCCAGGGAAGCAAGCGAUAAGGAGAAGGCCAAGGAUCUACCAACAUUCAAGGACAACGACUUCUUGAAUGAGGGUCAGAAGCUGCACGUUGGAGAAGAGAGUAAAAAGAACUUCCUGGAGAAGCUGAAGCGGGACGUGGAGUUUUUAGCUCAGCUGAAAAUCAUGGACUACAGCUUGCUGGUCGGAAUCCACGAUGUUGACCGAGCAGAGCAGGAGGAGAUGGAAGUGGAGGAUCGGGCAGAGGAUGAGGAGUGUGAGAACGACGGGCUGGGAGGGAACCCCAUCUCCUCCUACGGGACCCCCCCCGACAGCCCGGGGAACCUCCUCAGCUACCCGCGCUUCUUCGGGCCCGGCGAGUUCGACCCCUCCGUCGACGUCUACGCCAUGAAGAGCCACGAAAGUGCCCCCAAGAAGGAAGUGUACUUCAUGGCCAUUAUAGACAUUCUUACGCCAUAUGAUGCGAAGAAGAAAGCUGCACAUGCUGCCAAAACAGUGAAACAUGGGGCUGGGGCAGAGAUCUCCACCGUGAACCCCGAGCAGUACUCGAAACGCUUCAAUGAAUUUAUCUCCAACAUCCUGACAUAG